Hibiscus syriacus is the source of this 3522-nucleotide messenger RNA. Its product is annotated as actin cytoskeleton-regulatory complex protein PAN1-like. Gene Ontology annotation, cellular component: nucleus; plasma membrane; cytoplasm. Gene Ontology annotation, molecular function: calcium ion binding; protein binding. Lineage: Eukaryota; Viridiplantae; Streptophyta; Magnoliopsida; Malvales; Malvaceae. Bases 453 to 3518 code for a protein of 1021 amino acids. The record is from RefSeq and is a predicted model, not a curated record. Gene Ontology annotation, biological process: endocytosis; endosomal transport. The transcript is spliced from 13 exons.
UUUGGGCUAAAUGCAAAAUUACGAUAAAAAUAAUAUUAAAAAAUGGUUCACAAUCUAUUGUUCAUGGCGAUUUCUAGACACAGCCCACCAAGCCCACAUCAUCUCUGACUCCGAUUGUCUCUCCUACUUCACCCAUUUCUUAAUAAUUUAGCCAGCGAUCGUUUUGAAUCUAUUUUUCUCCACUUCUGCUUCGUCUCUCGUUUCUAUUUCCUCACCUCUCCUCAAUCUAACAACCAAAACACCCUGAAUCCCAUUUCAUCUCCACUCCCCGUUUAAUUCUGUACACUUUUUGAAUUUUGGGUUCGAAUUGUAUUUCCUAUUUUUUGAUUCAAUUGUUUCCCUGUGUACACGAGUUUGUGAUCUGGUCCUGGAUUUUAUUGUUCUAGCCUGAUCUGGGAGAAUUAUACGAUUAGUUCGGAAUCUGCUUCGAUUCUUUGUUUUGGGGCGUUGAGAUGGCGGGGCAAAAUCAGGAUCAAUUCGAAUCUUACUUCAGGAAAGCAGAUUUAGACGGGGAUGGCAGAAUUAGUGGAGUUGAGGCUGUUGCUUUCUUUCAAGGAUCCGGUUUGUCCAAACAAGUCCUCGCUCAGAUAUGGACAUAUGCUGAUCAAAGCCAUAGUGGUUCCCUAAGUAAGCCAGAGUUUUUUAAUGCUCUCAAGCUUGUGACUGUAGCACAAAGGCGUGAAUUAACACCAGACAUUGUCAAGGCAGCAUUGUAUGGUCCUGCUGCAGCAAAAAUUCCAGCGCCACAAAUUAAUUUUCCUCUUACAUCCUCUCCACAGAUGGGUGCAGCUAUGCCAACAUCCUCUUCAAGUCCUGGGUUCGGAGGACCAGGUGCUCCAAAUGCUGGUAUGGGCCAGCAGCAGUUCCCUUCUCAACAAAACCUGUCAAUGAGACUCCCACAAACCAUACCUGCUGCUCCUGCCCUGCGUCCUCAAGGUAUCGCAACUCCGGAGUCUUCUAGGGGAGGUAGUAAAGUUGGUCAACUUCAAGCUGGUUCUACUGCCCUUUCACAUCAAUCUAUGCCCACUGUUGCAACUGGUCCUGGUUUCACAAAUCAAAAUAUGUCAAGCAAUUGGCUUGCUGGAAAAACUGGUGGAGCUUCAACUGAGCCAGGAGGGUUCACUCCAUCAACAGCACCAAAGCUUCAAACAGCAGUUUCAUUGCCUUCCCAGCCUACUGAUAAUAAUUCUAAAGCAUUGAUUGUUUCUGGAAAUGAACCUGCUUCUAACUCUUCAUUUGGAGGUGAUGCAUUUUCUGCAGCCUUAUUUAUGUCAAAACAGGAAUUAUCUACACAAACCUUUGCUCCUCACAGUGCACCCACCUCAUCAGGGAUUAGACCAGUUUCAAGUGUGCCCCAACCAUUAGUUAAGUCCAACUCUCUUGACUCGUUGCAAAGUACAUUGUCUGUGCCUUCUGCUGGUAGUCAAAGUCAAAGGCCAUACUCUUCUAUAAUGUCAAGCCAACAAGCUUCGUCCCAAAUUUCCUCCUCUAUUACACCAUCCGGGAUCUCUGUCGGAGCUGGGAAUGCUGCUUCGAGCAGUUCCCAGCCUCCAUGGACAAAAAUGAAACCAUCUGAUGUUCAGAAAUAUACAAAAGUGUUCAUGGAAGUAGACACUGACAGAGAUGGGAAAAUAACUGGUGAGCAGGCGAGGAAUCUAUUUUUGAGUUGGAGGCUACCUAGAGAGGUUUUGAAGCAGGUUUGGGACUUAUCUGAUCAGGAUAGUGAUAGCAUGCUUUCUUUGAGAGAGUUCUGCUUUGCUCUCUAUUUGAUGGAGCGGUAUAGGGAAGGCCAUCCUCUUCCAUCUGCACUCCCAAGAAAUGUUAUGUUUGAUGAGACACUCUUGUCCAUGACAGGCCAAACCAAUGUUUCAUAUGGAAAUCCAGCUUGGGGUCGCAAUCCUGGUUAUGGACAGCAGCUGGGGAUGGGCGCCCAGCCAGGAAUGGAUACUCAGCCAGGGAUGGGUGCCCAGCCAAUUACUCACUCAGCUGGUUUAAAACCUCCAAUUCUUCCCAAUGCUUCUGCUGAUACUACUGCAAUGUCCAACCAACAAAAGCCGAGAGCACCUGUUUUGGAUGACUCCUUUGGAACUCAAGUUGAUAAUACCGAACCGAAUUCAGAGAAUGGAACAACCCAAAAUAUAAUGGCUAAUGGAGAUAAGGUUAAUGGAACUGAAAAAGUGAUUUUGGAUUCCAGAGAGAAGCUUGAGUUCUACCGUGAGAAAAUGCAGGAACUUAUCAUGUAUAAAAGCAGAUGUGAUAAUAGACUAAAUGAAAUCACGGAAAGGGCAAUUGCAGAUAAGCGUGAGGCUGAAAUGUUGGCAAAGAAAUAUGAAGAGAGAUACAAACAAGUUGCAGAAAUAGCUUCCAAAUUAACAAUUGAAGAGGCAAAAGUUCGUGAGAUUCAGGAGAGGAAGACAGAAUUGCACCAGGCUAUUGUUAACAUGGAACAAGGGGGCAGUGCAGAUGGUAUUCUUCAGGUCCGUGCUGACCGCAUACAAUCGGAUCUUGAGGAGCUAAUGAAAGCCCUGACUGAACGAAGCAAGAAACAUGGACAUGAUGUUAAGUCAGCUGCAGUAAUUGAGCUUCCCAUAGGUUGGCAACCGGGAGUACCAGAGGGAGCAGCACUGUGGGACGAAGAGUGGGACAAAUUUGAAGAUGAAGGAUUUGGAAAUGAGCUCACCGUGGAUGUGAAAAAUGUUUCCGACUCUCAGAGAGGAAAAGCAUCUCCAAAUGGUAGCUUGACCCCUGAUUCCUCCUAUGUGAAUGGAAAAACUGGGAAUCUCUUCAGUACUGAACAUGCCUUUGAGAGCGAGUCUGCAUAUGCACACAGUGAAGAUGAAUCCGCCAGAAGUCCUCAUGGUAGUCCUACGGAGAUAAACAAACUAGAAAGUCCAUCUCGACAAUUUUCUGAUGACCAUUUUGAGAAGAGUACUGAAGCAGAUUCAGAAAGACAUCGAAGUUUUGAUGGGUCAGGAUGGGGGACCUUUGAUAAUGAUGAUACAGACUCUGUCUGGGGAUUUAAUUCUGCUAAUACCAAGGACUUGGACUCGGAGCACAGGGACUUUUUCGGAUCAAGUGAUUUUGGUGUACACACAAGAACUGAGUCCCCUCGUGCGGAUAGCUUUUAUGAUAAGAAGAGUCCAUUUACAUUUGAAGACUCGGUUCCCAGCACUCCGGCCUCCAAGUUUGGGAACUCUCCAUCAAGGUUCAGUGAGACAUCAAGGGAUUUGGACAGUUUCUCAAGGUUUGAUUCCUUCAGCAUGAAUGAUGGUGGAUUUUCAAUGCAACCUGAUAGGCUCACGAGGUUCGACUCCAUAGACAGCAGCAAAGACUUUAGCAGUGGAUUUUCACGGCAAGCCGAGACGCUCACUAGGUUCGAUUCCGUAAAUAGCAGCAAAGACUUUGGCCAUGGAUUCUCAUUUGAUGACUCUGACCCGUUUGGCUCCAGCGGCCCAUUUAAAGUCUCAUCGAACCAACAUAGUCCGAAGAAAGAUUCCGAUGAUUGGCGCGCUUUCUAGCCGG